GUCAAGAACUCGGGGCUCUCUUCUCGUCGGGACUUCUACUCUGGCGUUGGGUUUACUUCGAACUCGACGGGUUGGAUUAGACAAGGGAGGAGAACUAGACCUGGACUGAGAAGUGCGACUAGCUAUAGUACUCGUUGUUUCUCGACUACUACAUCUAGGACCGGCGAGGAGAGUACCAACACUAAUACCAAUACGACUCGAUCGACUGCUGCAAUAGCAUCAACGCCAACGACGACGACAACGACGAAGAUGUACCCGCCUAAUCAGCCAUUCGAGACUGGGAAACUGAAGGUUUCUGAUAUCCACGAGCUUUACUACGAAGUAUCAGGGAACAAAGAUGGGAAUCCUGUUGUUUUCCUCCACGGUGGACCAGGUGGUGGAACCGAUCCUGCCGAUCGAGGGUUCUUCAAUCCGGACAAGUACAAGAUCAUCCUCUUCGACCAACGAGGAUCUGGCAAGUCGACGCCAACCGCGUGCGUAGAAGAGAACACGACGUGGGAUCUCGUCAAGGACAUCGAGAAGUUGAGGGAGAAAUUGGGGAUUGAGAAGUGGCAUGUCUUUGGAGGGUCUUGGGGAUCGACGCUGUCUCUGGCAUACGCCCAAUCGUACCCGGAGAGGGUCAAGAGUCUCGUCCUGCGAGGAAUCUUCACCCUCCGCAAAUCCGAGCUCACUUUCUUCUACCAAAACGGCGCGUCCCACCUCUUCCCGGAGGCGUGGGACGAGUACCUCGAGCCCAUCCCCGAGAGCGAGAGGGGGGAUAUGAUGUUGGCGUACCAUAAGCAGUUGAACUCGCCUGAUGAGGCGGUGAGGAUGAGGGCUGCGAAGGCGUGGUCCAAGUGGGAGAUGUCUACCUCGAAGUUGUUUGUGGAUCCGGAGAAUAUUGCGAGAGCUGGGGACGAUAAAUUCGCACUAGCCUUUGCCCGUAUCGAGAACCACUACUUCAUCAAUGAGGGCUUCAUGCGCGACGGCCAACUCCUCGAGAAACAGGCUAUUGACAAGAUCCGCCACAUUCCUACUGUCGUCGUCCAAGGGCGAUAUGAUGUUGUUUGUCCUGCUACAACUGCAUGGGAGUUGAAGAAGGUCUUCCCCGAACUCACGCUUCAUAUCGUUCCCGAUGCGGGUCACUCUUCGCGGGAGGAGGGAAUUGCGAAGCUUCUCGUCGAGGCUACCAACAAGUUUGCCGACCUCUAGGUCUGCCGGAUGGAUAUGGCUAGGUCUAGCUGACGCUCACGGUCGAGACUCAUUCGAAUGGAACGAAACAUCUCAGACUAGUUCGGAAUGUAUUGAAUCCCUCGUUCAAUCGAGGUGUGUAUUAGUAUGUGUUACGAUGACUGCCUCCCAAGUACAUAGUAGUUUCAUAAAACGCGAUAUGAAAUCCAUGUGACGGUGAAGAAUGUGACCAACAUAUCC
Molecule: messenger RNA, 1410 nt
Organism: Coprinopsis cinerea okayama7#130
Lineage: Eukaryota; Fungi; Basidiomycota; Agaricomycetes; Agaricales; Psathyrellaceae
Product: prolyl aminopeptidase serine peptidase merops family s33
Exons: 14
Coding region: 250-1191 (313 amino acids)
Biological process (GO): proteolysis
Cellular component (GO): cytoplasm
Molecular function (GO): aminopeptidase activity
Source: RefSeq, a predicted model, not a curated record